Molecule: messenger RNA, 219 nt
Organism: Paracoccidioides lutzii Pb01
Exons: 2
Coding region: 1-219 (72 amino acids)
Source: RefSeq, a predicted model, not a curated record
AUGUCCGUACUACGGCGGAAGCCUGUAGAGUUAAACAGCGAAACGGGCCAUGUGGAUUUCCUCCUCGACGGACAACACCGAACGAGGUUGAUGUUCCUUCUACAGCACCACAACCCGGGCGCUGCGUUGCUGAUCGAGGCAAUCGGCGUCUCCUGUCGCUACUGCCCACGUGUUUCUGCACAACCGCCCGCUGGUUUCCAGUUCCUCUUCGACAAGUGA